This is a messenger RNA of Spea bombifrons (plains spadefoot toad), 945 nucleotides long. RefSeq names its product olfactory receptor 490-like. Lineage: Eukaryota; Metazoa; Chordata; Amphibia; Anura; Pelobatidae. The coding region runs from base 1 to 945 and encodes 314 amino acids. Gene Ontology annotation, molecular function: olfactory receptor activity; G protein-coupled receptor activity. Gene Ontology annotation, cellular component: membrane. Gene Ontology annotation, biological process: G protein-coupled receptor signaling pathway. The record is from RefSeq and is a predicted model, not a curated record. The transcript has a single exon.
AUGGAUUCGGAAAACCAAACAGCCAUCAAAGAAAUAGUCCUUUUGGGAUUCAAAGUGUUCCAUGUCUUUAAGAUACCAUAUUUCCUGUUAUUCUUUAACUUGUAUACAUUUACAUUGACUGGAAACGCGGUGAUUAUUUUUUUGGUGUCGUGUAGUCAACACCUAAGCCAUCCAAUGUUUUUUUUUCUGAGUCACCUCUCGCUGUCUGAUACGUUAUUGACCACGAAUAUUGUCCCUAACAUGUUAUGCAUCAUACUUAAGGGAGAAGUAACCAUGUCCGUCUCUGGCUGUAUUAUCCAAUAUCAAUUCUUUGCUAUAUCGUUAGUCUCGGAAUGUCUUCUUCUGACAGUGAUGGCCUAUGACCGGUACUUGGCUAUUUGUAACCCACUGCGUUAUAACACUAUAAUGGGUGCCAAGCUACGUUACCAGCUUGUUAGCUUUUGCUGGGGAGCAAGCGUUAUAAUUUCAUUAGUGAGCGCAAUUCCUAUAAGUAAAUUAAAGUUCUGUGGACCUCAUGUCAUUGAUCAUUUUUUCUGUGAUUUGGUUCCUCUCCUACAACUUUCGUGCUCAGACAUCUCUCUUGUGCAACUGGAAAAUAUUUUGCUUGCUACACCCCUUACUCUUCUACCUAUUCUAAUUAUUUCUUUAACAUAUACCUACAUUUUCAUCACCAUCCUUAAGAUUCCAUCCAUCGUCGGGAGACAAAAAGCUUUCUCCACCUGCAGCUCCCACUUGGCCGUCGUCGGAAUGUUUUAUGGGUCGUUGGUCACGCUCUACGUCAUUCCUUCAGACGGACAUUCUUUAAAUGCAAACAAGGUCCUCUCUCUGAUCUACACGGUGGCAACUCCGUUGUUUAAUCCUGUCAUAUACAGUUUGAGGAACAAAGAGAUUAGAGUAGCCUUCAACAAGUAUUUGCAUCUGAUGAGGAACACUGACUUUAAAUGA